Molecule: messenger RNA, 1777 nt
Organism: Patella vulgata (common limpet)
Lineage: Eukaryota; Metazoa; Mollusca; Gastropoda; Patellidae
Exons: 7
Coding region: 131-1777 (548 amino acids)
Source: RefSeq, a predicted model, not a curated record
CAGAAAGUGGGGCUUUUUGAUUAUAGGGAAGUAUUUCAUUUACGUCACUAUUACCUAGAGCUCCGCCAUUUGUAGACGUUUCUUCUCUAUUUUAUUUGUGUUUUUAUUCAUGGUCGACUAUAUUAUCUAAAUGAUCUCUGUAAAACAUCCCCAAAAUAUGUCAAUAACAGAUAAAUGUAGGAAACGGAAAUCAACUGAGAUAAGCAAAACUAAAGACGAUGAACUAAACAGGACACCCGAGAGGACGUUGGGAUUCAAAAGUCUAAAGAGAACGGGGUGUGUAACACAAGAAACAGAUGCUGGCCAAGCCCCGGAAUCGUCACAAAUGGCGAUCGAACAACAAACUGGCGAGCUUGUCCCAGAAGAACAUGCAGCGGCAUUGGAAACAAUAAAACGCCAAAAAGAACUAAUUGAAAAACUCUAUAAAGAAAUACAGGAGUCCCGUGUGAACAAUCAACAGUCUGUAGAGGCGGUUUCAGAGUCUAGUCAGACAUCUCUGAAAAAAGUUUCCGUAAAAGAUGAUAACGAUGAUGAUGUCAAAGACGAAGAUGAUGCCAGUAAGGAGGAAUCGAUUGUAGAUAUCAUACCUGCGAUUUAUAGCAACGAACGAAUGAAUGAAAAUGACCGGUGGAAAAUUCAAACACAUAUGAACUCCCUUUGGUUAAACAUAGAUCCCAAAGAACUUAUUAUUGAACUUCAUUCUUUAUUUGUUUUCGACGAAGACGAAUUUAACUAUUUGUUAGACCAUGUACAAGCAAAGGGCAGAAGUAACGGUGCGUUAGAGAUGUUGAGGAAAUUGUACAGAAAAGGGCCGAAUUCAUAUAUUCUCUUUUUAGUGGCCCUAGCAAAAUGUAAACAUACAUGGGUUAUAAAAACAUUGGAACCAGAUUGUGUAAUAUGUGAGGGUAGAAUCAAAUACAGUGGACAGAAGUUCUAUGAAUUGAUAGACAACACCAGUCCUAAAUAUAGAGAAUUUGUAAAAAGAUGUGAAAAGAAUAUUGGAGGUGUAUAUCAUGACCACCCAGGACACAAAUUUGUGGUUGUAAAGAAAUUAGCGAAAGGCUGUGUUGAAGUAACAUUUCAUCUCAUAUCUCUGGGUUCCAAUAAUGAGGAAGAUUUAAGACGACCACUACAAGACUUGGUAAAAACUGGUUUUAUUGAUACUGAUCCAGUGAAACCGGACGAAUUUUAUUUCCGUCAAAUAACAGAUGAGGAGUUCGCUUCCGAAAGGGAAUCGAUUACCCAGAGAAGAAUUAUUGACCUUGAGAAGGAAAUCGAAACUUUGAAGUUACAGAUAAAUGAGCUGCUGUUGGAAAAUGCCGCUCUAAAAGCCACAUCGGCCAACUCUCAGGAAAUGGAAAAAUACAAAGAAGAUUUAGCUAAAAAAUAUACAGAUACACUUCAAGAUAAAGAACUAAUUAUUAGCAGCUUACAGGAACAACUUUAUCAGCAGGCAACAGAGAGCAAUGUGGACAAAGACUGGUCAGAUGAUGAAAGACUAGAUCAAGAUAAAGGCCCUGAAGAUUUACCUACAGAUGACGAAAGACGUGAAAAAGAUACAGACAUGACAAUAGUGCCUAUAGUUGACAGUCAGGAGAAAGACAAGAAUGAAAAGGGAGCAGAUAAAGACAUGACAAUAUUACCUACAGAUGACGAAGGGCUUGAUCAUGAUCAAGACCGGACAAUAUUACCUACAGAUGACGAUCAAGAUAAAGACAAGGUGGAAAAAGGAGCAGGUAUGUUACUAAUACAGAUGACGAUAAACAUAGCCAUGUAG